AUGUUUAAAGGUAAUAAUAAAUUCAUGGAUUUUCCAUUUUAUGGGAAUAAGAAUGAGUUAGAAGAAAACGACGAGCACUUAAAAAGUAAUAACAAUAAUAUUAGUACUAAUUUUAGCAGUAAUAUUAGCACAAAAUUUAGCAGUAAUAUUAGCAGUAAUUUCAACAGUUUUAACCAUAUUAACAAUAUUAAUAAUAGUAUUAACAGUAAUAUUAACAGUAACAGCAAUAAUAUUUUUAGUAAUAAUGUUGUAGCAACGAAAGAAUGUAGCAAAGAAUUUUUGAAGAAUAGAAAUUGUUUUGAAGAUGAUAAUAAUAUUAAGAAAAAUGUGAUAUAUGUAAAUAAUAAUGGGCAUACAUUAAACUAUCAUAAUAAUAGCACGAACUUUAAUAACAUCAAUAAUAGUAAUACCAUCAACAGUAGUAGUACCAUCAAUAAUAGUAGUACUAUCAAUAAUAGUAGUAUCAUCAAUAAUAGUAGUACCAUCAAUAAUAGUAGUACCAUCAAUAAUAGUAGUACCAUCAAUAAUAGUAGUACCAUCAAUAAUAGUAGUACCAUCAAUAAUAGUAGCACCAUCAAUAAUAGUAGUACCAUCAAUAACUUUAAUAUUAAUAAUAAUAAUAAUAAUGCAAGUGCAUAUAUGAAAACAAAGAAUGUGAAAUGUUUUCAAAAUGAUAAUAUGAACAAGUUGGAGAAAUCCGACAAGUAUUGCCAAAAUAACAACAGUCAAGUAAAAAAAUUUUUCGGGAGUUAUGAAUUUUUAAAUUUUAAACUUCGAAAUAAUGUUUUACUAAAAAGUGAAAAGAACAUCAAUAAUAAUAAUGGUAGUAGUAAUGGUAGCAGCAACUCUAGCAGCAACAUUAGUAGAUAUAGUAACAGUAACAUUAACAGUAACAGUAAUAGUAACAGUAACUGUAAUAGUAAUAGUAACAGUAACUGUAAUAGUAAUCCGAGCUGCGUACAAAAGAAUGUAAGGAACAAAAACGUAUGUAGUUAUAACAUCAGUAAUAGUGUCAGCCAUGUUUAUACUAACAAUGAAAGUAGUGUUUUAAAUAAUGAUCAAGGUGGUAGUAUUAUUAAGGAUAGCAGCUACUAUAAUUACAGCAAUUAUAAUAAUUAUGAUGGUAGUGUUAAUACGAAUAAUAUGUUCAAUGAAAAUGUUCAUAAUGUAUCGGAGUACGCAAAAAAUAAUGCUCAUAAUAAUAUGGUUUAUGCCGAUAGGAUUGGUAGUAGCAAUAUGAGAAGCAUUGUCAGCAACAAUGUUAAUAAUAUUAGCAGCAGUAAUAAUAAUAUCGUUUCCGACUUCUUAAGCAAGAAAUUUUUCAUUCAUAACCUCCUAAAUAUAAAGGACAAAUUAAAUAAUUUCAAAAGAGAAAAAAUACAACAUGAAAAAGAGGAGAUACAGGAUGAAGAGGAAGGAGUAGAAGAAAAGAGAAAUUAUAUUGCUCAUGCAAGAAGUUUUGAAAAAAUAAAAAAUGCUUAUUCAUUAACGAAUCUUAAUAAAAUGGAGAGUAUUAAAAAAAAUAAAUUUAGUGAUCAUCAAGAGAAAAAAAUAUCAUUUGUCAACAUAUUUGAAGAAAAAAGGAUAUCAGAAAAUUAUCUUGGCUACUACAACCAGAAUUAUCAGCACAUUGAAAGUAGGAAAGGAAUAUUAGAAAAAAGAGGGAGAGAAGUAGGAGUAAGAGAAGUCGGAUUAAGAGGAGUGGGAUUAAAGGAAGUAGGAGUAGCAGCACAUGAUGUACAUUUGACCCCUUUUGAUUUACAGCAAAAUAUAGAGUCAGAAGGUAGGGGAAAAAGAGGUGAUGGUCAUGAUAGUUGUUACGAGGAACAGUAUAAACUAAAGAAGUAUGAGCAGUAUCAAAAGGGAGUGUUAUACGGUAAUAACAACAAUAGUAGUGGUAAUAUUGGUAGCAUUAACGGUAACAACGGAAGCGGAAAUGUUUAUAAUGACGAUAAUAAUAAUAAUAAGAGUGGUAUCUGCAAUGGGAAUGGAGAUAAUGUGUACAGCAAUAAGGAAUAUGACAGUUACAACCUACAUACAUACCACAAGCAAUCAACAAACUCAAAAAAUUUGUAUAAUAAUAAUUUAAAGGGUAUUAAGACAAUAGAUUUGUGUUGCAAAAAUUCACAAGAACAGAAUGAGAAUAAUAUUAUUAAGAAUAAUAAAAAAAGCAUGUCAAAUGUUAAUUACUUAGCAAUAGGUGGAGAAAAAGGAGAUGGUCAUUCUGAGUAUAGUCCUAAUCAGCAUUGUAAUGAAAAUCUUAAUCAUCAUCACAGUCAUCAUCAACAUAAUCAUUCGCAUAAUCAUCCUCAUAAUCAUCCUCAUAAUCAUUCGCAUAAUCAUCCUCAUAAUCAUCCUCAUAAUCAUCCUCAUAAUCAUCCUCAUAAUCAUCCCCAUAAUCAUCCCCAUAAUCAUCCCCAUAAUCAUCCUCAUAAUCAUUCGCAUAAUCAUCCUCAUAAUCAUUCGCAUAUUAAUUCGCAUAAUUAUCCACAUGAUAUGUAUUAUUAUGAUGACAUGACGAUCAACCUACAAUUGAAGAAGGAACAAGUGGAAGAAGAGCAUUUUAAAAAAUUUCUAAAAUCGAAUGUAAAACAAUUUAUAAAAUGUGAAGAUGAUUAUAAAAUAUCAGAAUGUGGUGAUAUUUUUUUUAAUAAGAAAAACUUAUGUAUUGGCAAUAGCCAUCAUAAUGAUAAUAAUAGUAAGUUAGUAAAUAAUAAAAAAGAUCCCAUUUGUUCUAAUUAUAUAAUAGAUGAACAUCAUGUAUAUAAUAUGAUAAAUGAAAAAAUUAAUAAAACAGAGAACAUAAAAAAGAUAGGUAGUAGUAACCAAGAUUUUCUCAUGGACCAUCAUAAUAAUAACAUUAGUAAUAGUAAUAAUGAAAAAAAUGCAUGCAAAAAGGGUAUCAUGAGUAUUGAUAACUGCAACGUGAACAUAUUAGAUAAGGAUGCAAAUAUUUUUAAGAAUCCUUGUGAGAAGAGAAGCCCGCAUGACAGCAACAACAACAGUAAUAAUAUUAGCGGAAAUAACAUUGGAGGAAAUAACUGCGGUAACAACUGCAGUAAUUUGUGCAGCAAUUAUAAUAUUGACAAUACAAUAGCAUAUUAUAAGGAAAAUUGCAUGAGCAACGAGAAUGUCGUUUAUGAUGAAGAAAAGAGAAUAUUUAAAACAAAAGAAAAUUGUAAUAUAAAAAUUUAUAGACGUAGUUUAGAAAAAGAAAGAAUGCUGAAUUUUCCGCUUAUCCAUUUAGGUGAAAAUGAUGUUAUAGUGAAAAGAAUAAAACUUUAUUAUCCAUUGAGGAAUGAAAAUAUUUUUACCAACAUUUCAAAAAUUAUAUUUAUGACGAAUACUAAUAUUUGUUCUUUAUAUUUAUCCGAUUCGCUAUUAAUACAUUAUGAUGAUAUAAAAAUUCAUUCUUAUUUAUCAAAAGGAGGGUUUGGUGUUGUUUAUAAGGGUAUACUAUUAAAGAAAGUUAGAAGGUGGGAACUUCGGACCAGUGCAAGUAGUAGUAGAUAUAGCAAAGAAGAUGAGGAGGAACAUAUGAUGAUUAAAAAUAAGUCCGAAAUGAAAAUUCACGAUAGGAGGCAAAAAAGAGCCAUGAUAGCAUGUCAGGAGGAACAGCGCCAUGAGGUACAGCAGGACCACGUGGACGGUGAUGGUGAGGAAGAUGAUGAUGAAGAGGAAGAAGAAGAAGAUGAAGUCCAUAUGGGGGAAAAAAUCCAUAUAGGACUAAAGGAUGAAGCAGUAAAAGAAAGGAGUAACAGUGUUCAAGUAAAGUUAAAGAAAUCGCGUAAAACAACUACAGAAGCAGGGGUAAGGAGUAAAAGGGAUGUUGUACAGAAAGAUACGUUUGACAAUAAUAGUGCUGGUGGUUAUGUAAGGAACAACAAUAAUAUAUCAAGUAUUUUUCAUAAGAAUGUUUUUAAAAAAGGGGAUAAUUCCCUUAGUGCUAGUAGUGUUGAGGGGUAUGAUCCAUAUGUAGGAGAAAAUAAAAAAAAUCUGGGGUUUAUCAAUUGUAACAACAGCAAUAAUAACGAUAGUAGUAGUGGUAGUUGUCAUGACAGUAAUGCAUGUAAAAGUGGUAUAAAGAAAAAAGCUAGUAGCAGUAACAAUGAAGAGGGGAAAUUAAAUAAAAGCUGCAAAAAGCUAUGCUACUUGCAAAAUCAGUUGAUAGAGAAAAUAUUCGAUGUUUUUAAUAACAACAACCAAACGAAUUCGAAUGGAAAUUAUAGGAAUAGCAAGAAUGAAUUUAUAGUAAGAAAUAUGGGAAAAGAGGAGGAAAAGAGUGCCAUUGAAAAUAUUUUAAAAAACUUAAAUGAGCAAAGAAUGAGUGGGAAAAAAGUACUACCGAACUUUGUUGAACAGUAUAAUAAUGAAAUAGAAUAUAUGUUGUUGAUAGAACAGAAUAAUGGGGAUAUUAGUAACGAACUUUUUUUUAGUAAUAUUAUACAGUGCGUGAAUAGAGGAAUAGAUAAGAGCGAAAAGGCGUUGUGGCUAAAUUAUGGAGACGAUGGUAAUAACAGUAAUAUUGAUGGCAGUAUUGGUAAAAAUGGAGAUAAUGGUAAUAAUGGUAAUAAUGGCAGUAUUGGUAAUAAUGGCAGUAUUGGUAAUAAUGGCAGUAUUGGUAAUAAUGGCAGUACUGGUAAUAAUGGAAGUAAUGUUAAUAAUGGCAGCAGUAUUGGUAAUAAUGGAAGUAAUGUUAAUAAUUUCAGGAGUGGCAAUAAUGGCGAUAAUGGUAACAAUAGCAGUAACAGCAAUAGCUGUGGUCGUCAUGGGGAAGAGGAGGAUGACGAUGUGGUAAAGCUGGAUGACUUGAAGGAGCACAAUAAACAAAUGUUGAGCAACUACUUUGCAAGGGAUGAAGAGAAAAGAGCACAUUGCAUACACGUUCGUGAAAUAAAAAAAUUAAAAAAAAAAAUGUUACAUUUUUUAUACACGAAUCAGAAGAUUGACAAAAUAGUUAUUGAUAAAAAUGAGUUUUUUAGUGAAGUAGAAAAAAUAAUAUAUAAAUUUCAAAAUAUGAAUAAAGAAUAUGAUAUAAAAUAUAAUGAAGAAAUAGUGUCUUAUUUAUUGUUAGAUAUUUAUCAUAAUAAUAUAUUAUACAAUAACCAUUUAAAUUUCUUAUAUGUGAAAAGCAAAAACAUUAUAACAUAUAGAUUAUAUAAAGAAAGUUUAUAUAUAUUUGACAAUAAGAAUAUAUUUCAUUAUUAUAGUAACAAGUGUAUAUUCAAAAUAAUAUUUAUAGAUGAACAUAAGGAAUUAAUAAUGUAUAGAAAUUUCACUGUUUUUAAUGUUUUAAAUAAUGAUAAAAUUGUAAAAAAUUCGUCAGUUUUAAAAUAUGAAAUAAAUAAACAUAAGAAUGGAUUAAACAAAUUGGCUAUUAUUCCAUUUAGCAAAAUAAGUAUGAAUCACUUAAUGAAUGCUUUAAUUUUUGGCUUUUUAAAAUUUCUGUUCAAUUUGAGGAGAAAGUAUUAUAAACAGCCGAAAAACUGCCCUUGUUAUUCUUUACCCAUGGAGAGUGACAAUAGCCCUGUGAUGAACAACCCCCUCGUUAUUGAUAACUGCGGUAGAGCUAACAUAGCCUUCAAUAAGGAAAGCUGCAAUGGUAGUGGUGGUAUUGUCAGUGGUGGUAUUGUCAGUGGUAGUAAUGGCAAUGGUAGUAAUGCUGAAUGCAGUUUUAAUAAUAAAGAAGACAUAGACUCCAUUUUACUACAAGAACAAAUUGACAUUCUGGACGAGUUUUUGUGCUGUAAUUAUGAUGAUGAAAAUGCUAACUUCCAGAGCAGCAACAAUAAUAAAAUAUCAUCUAGUACGAACGUAAAUGAGAAAGGUGGAAAGCACGUUACAUAUAAGAACGAGGAGAUGGAGCACAACAACAGCAGUAACAGUAAUAGCAAUAGUAACAGAAACUGUAACAAUCGAAACAGUAGUAACACCAGCAGUAGCAUCCAUAUUAUUAAUGGGAACAGCAGCGGUAAUAGCAAUAGUAAUAGCAAUAGUAAUAGUAAUAGCAAUAGUAAUAGCAAUAGCAAUAGUAAUAGUAAUAGUAAUAGUAAUAGUAAUAGCAAGAGUAACAUUAACAUUAACAGUAACAGUAACAGUAACAGCGGUAUCACGAGUAACAUGAACAUAAGUAGUAGUAACAUUAGAAGGGACCAAUGUAAUAAUACGGUCAAUAAUAGUAACAACAAUGAGAGGCGCAAUUACGGAAUGGGAAAGGACGAAUGCGCGGAAAAAAUGACAAAUAGCAGUAAGGGGAAAAGCGUAUCGAGCAACAAUUGUGCGGCGAGUACCACCAUAAUAAAUACUAAUAGCACGGACGAAUCUAAAACAACUAUACUAUUAAACUUGUCAAAAAAUAAUAAGAAUAUUUUAUCAAAAGAAUAUAUAAAUGAAAAAGAAUACAACAAUAUGACUUAUUCUUCACGUAAGUUAAAUAACAAAGAACAACAAGAAACGGAUAAUAGGGAAGAAGCAACAAGCUGUGCUACUAAAGCUAAUGAAAUUAAAGGGGGAAAAAAAGAAAAAGAAAAAAUAGGAACAAAAGAAAAAAAAGAAGAGAAAGGAAAAAAUUAUGAUGAAGAGAUUGAAAUGGAUAAUGAAAAUAAAUUAAUGUAUGUUAAAAUCCCUGUGGCUAUUAAAAUACAUGAUUUAAAAGAUAGUAAAAAUUUAAAAAAUUUUUUAAGAGAAAUUGAAAUAUAUAAAAAUAUUCAACGUCAAAAUAUAUGUAAAUUUUAUGGUAUAUGUAUUAAGUCAAAUAAAUUAAUGUUAUUAUUGGAAUAUUAUCCAAAAGGAAAUUUAUUUAAUUAUCUAAAAAAUAAAAAUAAAAUACAUAAAAAGCAAAGAUUGGAAUGGGCAAUUGAAAUGUGUUAUAUUGUACAUGAAUUACAUAUACAUAAUCCACCAAUUAUAAAUGGGGAUAUAAAAACAUCUAAUAUAUUAAUUGAUAAUAAUAUGAAUUUAGUAAUGUGUGAUUUUGGAAAAGCAAGAUUUAAAAGCUCAAAACUGUAUAGUAAUUUUGGUUCUUAUAGAUAUAUGGCUCCAGAAACAUUUAGCUGUACAACUGAAGUAACUGAAAAAAUUGAUAUCUGGAGUUUAGCUUGUUGUAUUGUAGAAAUAUUUUCAAGUAAAUACCCAUAUUACAAUUUUUCAAAAAAUGUUAAGAUUAGACAUGAAUUAUUAGUUAAUAAAAGAACACCACAUAUACCCAAUUUCUUGCCGAACUCAAUAAAAAAAUGCCUCCAAAAAUGCUUCAGUUUUGUUCCUGAGGAAAGACCAUGUGCUUACGAAAUGUACAAACUCUUGAAAAAAAUUAAAGUCGUCGAGUGA
This is a messenger RNA of Plasmodium malariae, 7326 nucleotides long. RefSeq names its product tyrosine kinase-like protein, putative (gene TKL4). The coding region runs from base 1 to 7326 and encodes 2441 amino acids. Gene Ontology annotation, molecular function: protein kinase activity; ATP binding. The record is from RefSeq and is a predicted model, not a curated record. Lineage: Eukaryota; Apicomplexa; Aconoidasida; Haemosporida; Plasmodiidae. Gene Ontology annotation, biological process: protein phosphorylation. The transcript has a single exon.